Anas platyrhynchos (mallard) is the source of this 3415-nucleotide messenger RNA. The record is from RefSeq and is a predicted model, not a curated record. NCBI's taxonomy places the organism in Eukaryota, Metazoa, Chordata, Aves, Anseriformes, Anatidae.
GUGAGCGCCUACGGUCCGGGUCUUCAGGGCGGCCUGGUGGGACCGGCCCCCUUCACCAUCGACACCAAAGGGGCCGGCACGGGUUUGGGGCUGACGGUGGAGGGCCCUUGCGAGGCCAAAAUCGAGUGCCAGGACAACGGCGACGGCUCGUGCUCGGUGUCCUACCUGCCCACGGAGCCCGGCGAGUACUCCAUCAACAUCCUCUUCGCCGAGCGCCACAUCCCCGGCAGCCCCUUCAAGGCCGACGUCCGUCCCGUUUUCGACCCCAGUAAGGUGACGGCCAGCGGGCCCGGGCUGGAGCGCGGCAAAGCCGGCGAGGCGGCCACCUUCCUGGUGGACUGCUCCAAGGCGGGCGACGCCGAGCUCACCAUCGAGAUCAUUUCGGAUUCGGGGGUGAAGGCGGAGGUGCUGAUCCAGAACAAUCGGGACGGCACCUACGCCAUCACCUACACCCCCGCCUGCCCCGGUUCCUACACCAUCACCAUCAAGUACGGCGGGCACCCCGUGCCCAAAUUCCCCGUCCGCGUCACCGUCGACCCCGCCAUCGACACCAGCGGCGUCAAGGUCUACGGCAAGGGCGUGGAGCCCCGAGGGGUGCUGCGGGAGGUCAGCACCGACUUCACGGUGGACGCGCGGGCGCUCACCAAAACCGGGGGGCCCCACGUCAAGGCCCGGGUGCUGAACCCCUCGGGUGCCAAAACCGAAACCUACAUCACCGACCACGGCGACGGCACCUACCGCGUGGACUACCCCUACGAGGACGGCGUGCACCACGUGGAGGUGACCUACAAGGACGUGGCGGUGCCGCUCAGCCCCUUCCGCGUGGCCGUGGCCGAGGGCUGCGAGCCCACCCGUGUGCGUGCCCACGGCCCCGGCCUGGAGGGGGGCUUGGUGGGCACGGCCAACUGCUUCACCGUGGAGACCAGGGGCGCGGGCACCGGGGGGCUGGGCCUGGCCAUCGAGGGUCCCUCGGAGGCGAAGAUGUCCUGCAAGGACAACAAGGACGGGAGCUGCACGGUGGAGUACAUCCCCUUCACGCCCGGCGACUACGACGUCAACAUCACCUUCGGUGGCCACCCCAUCCCCGGGAGCCCGUUCCGGGUGCCGGUGCAGGACGUGGUGGAUCCCAGCAAGGUGAAGUGCUCGGGGCCGGGGCUGGGCCCCAGCGUCCGCGCCCGCCUGCCCCAAACCUUCACCGUGGACUGCAGCGCCGCGGGGCUGGCACCGCUCGAGGUCACGCUGCUGGGACCCACCGGCCUGGCGGAGCCGGUGGAGGUGCGUGACAAUGGGGACGGCACCCACAAGGUGACCUACACCCCGGCCACCGACGGGCCCUACACCGUGGCCGUCAAGUACGCCGACCAGGAGGUGCCGCGCAGCCCCUUCAAGAUCAAGGUCCUGCCGUCCCACGAUGCCAGCAAGGUGCGCGCCAGCGGCCCGGGGCUGAGCGCCAGCGGCAUCCCCGCCAGCCUCCCCGUGGAGUUCACCAUCGACGCGCGCAACGCCGGCGAGGGGCUGCUGACCGUGCAGAUCCUGGACCCCGAGGGGCAGCCCAAGAAGGCGGCGAUCCGGGACAACGGGGACGGGACCUACACCGUGUCCUACGUGCCCGACCUGCCGGGGCGCUACACCAUCACCAUCAAGUACGGGGGCGACGAGAUCCCCUGCUCGCCCUUCCGCAUCCACGCCGUGCCCUCCGGCGACGCCAGCAAGUGCCUCGUCACAGUAUCCAUUGGGGGCCACGGACUGGGUGCCUGCUUGGGUCCCACCAUCCAAAUCGGAGAGGAGACGGUGAUCACGGUGGACGCCAAAGCGGCCGGGCAGGGCAAGGUGACCUGCAAGGUGUCGACGCCCGACGGGGCCGAGCUGGACGUGGACGUGGUGGAGAACCACGACGGCACCUUCGACAUCUACUACACCGCCCCCGAGCCCGGCAAAUACGUCAUCACCAUCCGCUUCGGGGGCGAGCACGUCCCCAACAGCCCCUUCCACGUCCUGGCCACCGAGGAGCCCCCCGCCACCGCCGAGAGCCUUCGUCCCUUCAACCUCGUCAUCCCCUUCACCGUGCAGAAGGGCGAGAUCACAGGCGAGGUGCGGAUGCCCUCGGGGAAGACGGCGCGCCCCAACAUCACGGACAACAAGGACGGGACGGUGACGGUGCGCUACGCCCCCACCGAGAAGGGGCUGCACGAGAUGGACAUCCGCUACGACGGCAACCACAUCCCCGGGAGCCCCCUCCAGUUCUACGUGGACGCCAUCAACCCGCGGCACGUCAGCGCCUACGGGCCGGGGUUGAGCCAUGGCAUGGUCAACAAGCCCUGCACCUUCACCAUUGUCACCAAGGACGCUGGGGAGGGUGGGCUCUCGCUGGCGGUGGAGGGUCCUUCCAAGGCAGAGAUCACCUGCAAGGACAACAAGGACGGGACCUGCACCGUGUCCUACCUGCCCACGGCCCCCGGGGACUACAACAUCAUCGUCCGCUUCGACGACAAGCACAUCCCGGGCAGCCCCUUCACCGCCAAGAUCACCGGGGACGACUCGAUGCGCACGUCCCAGCUGAACGUGGGCACCUCCACGGACGUCUCGCUGAAGAUCACGGAGACCGACCUGAGCCUGCUGACCGCCAGCAUCCGCGCGCCCUCGGGCAACGAGGAGCCCUGCCUGCUCAAGAGGCUGCCCAACCGCCACAUCGGCAUCUCCUUCACGCCCAAGGAGGUGGGCGAGCACGUGGUGAGCGUGAAGAAGAGCGGGCAGCACGUCACCAACAGCCCCUUCAAGAUCCUGGUGGGGCAGUCGGAGAUCGGGGACGCCAGCCGGGUGAAGGUGUGGGGCAAGGGGCUGGUGGAGGGGCACACCUUCGAGGUGGCCGAGUUCAUCGUGGACACGCGUAGCGCCGGCUACGGCGGGCUGGGCCUGUCCAUCGAGGGUCCCAGCAAGGUGGACAUCAACUGCGAGGACGUGGAGGAUGGCACCUGCAAGGUCACCUACUGCCCCACCGAGCCCGGCAACUACAUCAUCAACAUCAAAUUCGCCGACAAACACGUCCCAGGGAGCCCCUUCACGGUGAAGGUGACGGGCGAGGGGCGCAUGAAGGAGAGCAUCACGCGCCGGCGCCAGGCCCCCUCCAUCGCCACCAUCGGCAGCACCUGCGACCUCAACCUCAAGAUCCCAGGGAACUGGUUCCAGAUGGUGUCGGCGCAGGAGCGCCUGACGCGCACCUUCACGCGGAGCAGCCACACGUACACGCGCACCGAGCGCACCGAGAUCAGCAAGACGCGCGGCGGCGAGACCAAGCGGGAGGUGCGGGUGGAGGAAUCCACGCAGGUCGGCGGCGACCCCUUCCCCAACGUCUUCGGGGACUUCCUGGGCCGCGAGGGCCUGGGGGGCUUCGGCAGCAUCGCCCGCGGCCAGGAGG